AUGUUUCGGCCUGUGGCCCGGGCUGCUCAGGAAACGGAGGCAUUCGCAGCCUGCAGUUCCCUCGCGCAGAUCACGCUGCGGUCGAAUCGCGUCGGCGACGUCGGCGAGCUGGACCUGAGCUUCAACAAAAUCGCCAAUGACAGCCAGGAUGUCAGUUUCCUGCAGCAUGCCUUGAAGAUCGGAGACCUCGGUGCCGAAGUCACGACCUCGGCCGCGACCUCGCCGAAGAUUGCGACCCACUCGCUCUUCGUCAAGUUUCACAAGGUGGCGGGCUCAACCUGGAGAGAGUUCGUGGACGAGAUGACAGGGGAGAAGGACGGCUGUUCUGGGAACUGUGGAAACACGAAGUGGGUCUGUGACCAGCAGUUGUCGGCGCAGGAGCCCGCAUUGCGAGAGUUCUGCUACAACUCAAAAGUCUCGCAGCUCGAUUCCUGCGACCGACCUAUGCACACUUGCACCUUCCACCAAAGCUUGGAGGUCAUCCGAGAGGCGGUAUCGGGCAAGACCCUAACCCCGGCCAACUCGUCGGAUCUUGCCGCUGUAUCGAAUCUCUGGCCAGACAAGAAGCGCCUCAACCUGCUUUGGGGUGUGGAGUGGGCAAGGGUUUGGCUGCCCUGGAACUUCCAAAACAAGCGCAUUCUGGUGACGACGCUUCUCCGAGAGCCGAAGGAGCGCAUCCGAUCUUUCUAUUAUUUCCGGAACGAUGUGCCCACACAUGAAGGUUUCAAGGCAUUCCUCGAGUUCCGUCGUGACUUCGUGCUUGGGAAUAUGACGCACGAGCGCUACGAAGCAGAACGUGCAAAGGGCCAUGAGGACCGAGCCUUCACGACGAUGAGCAUCCUACUUCGGUCCUGCUGCGAGUACGAGACGUGGCUAGGAGAUGGAUCGGUGGACAAAGCCAAGCUCGUACUUUCCACGCAGUUCGACCUGGUUGGCAUCACCGAACGCAUGAACGACGGUCUGGUUAGCCUGGGCCGUUUGUAUGGUCUCUCUGCACAAGAGACGGCGAAGAUCGGACUGAAAGCUGAUGAUCAAGAUAAGCACGACAACUCGGAGAACAAGCUGGACUGGACCGACGAGGAACUCGAUCUCGCCACCGUUGUGGCGGAGAAGGGAAAGCAGAUCUACGAAUUCGGUCGAGAGCUCUUCGACAGGCAGUCUGUGAGUCUCUUUGGGACCUAUGAGAAUUUGCGCGCGGCGGUUGACACCUUUGAGAAGAUGGAUCCGGAGAGCGUAGAGUGA
Messenger RNA from Symbiodinium sp. CCMP2592, 1242 nucleotides. NCBI's taxonomy places the organism in Eukaryota, Dinophyceae, Suessiales, Symbiodiniaceae. The record is from the annotation of a GenBank genome assembly.